GUGUGUUUCUGUUACCAACACACACCACCCCUGACCUUGGGCCAUGUGGAAAACAGCAGCGUCCACUCUAAGAAACAUUCAGUACGGUAUAGUUUCUUUAAACCUCUUAUUCUAACAUCUCAGGACAAAUUUUAACACAGAUGACCAUAACCUGGCUGACCAAGGGACAGAGGGAACCCAGAUCAUUAUUUUUAUGCUUGCUUAUGAUUUUUCAGAGGCAUGUGGAAACAGUAUCUUGAUUUUUGGACUGGAUUAUUCCAAUUAAAUAAUCUUGAGAGAAAGGAGUAUGGCUGGAAAGCAAAGUUCUGAACCAGCCAAGGCAGGCAACAGCUGUUCAAACUUCAGGAAACUCUGGAAUUGUGCCUUACAUGAAUGCAUCAGGUGAAGUGCAAAUCCUGAAGCAGCAGAAUGUGAAGCCCAGAGAUGAGCAGUAACUACUGCAACAACGUGUCAGUGAGCAUGAGCGUCAACGAGGUGUCCAGUUUACCCUUGACUCUGGAGCAAAAAACCGGUUUUGCCUUUGUAGGGAUCUUGUGUGUCUUUCUGGGACUUUUGAUCAUCCGAUGCUUCAAAAUCUUACUGGACCCCUAUAGCAGUAUGCCCUCUUCUACAUGGGAGGAUGAGGUUGAAGGGCUUGAUAAAGGGACAUUUGAAUAUGCUCUUGCAUGAAGCAAAAUCCUCAAAGAGUAUCCUGCCUUAAUCCUGACUUUUUUCCUGAAGGGGUGGAACUCGAAACAGGAGGCCUUUGUAAUUGACACCCAU
Molecule: messenger RNA, 762 nt
Organism: Candoia aspera
Lineage: Eukaryota; Metazoa; Chordata; Lepidosauria; Squamata; Candoiidae
Gene: CTXN2
Product: cortexin 2
Exons: 3
Coding region: 424-669 (81 amino acids)
Source: RefSeq, a predicted model, not a curated record